Molecule: messenger RNA, 561 nt
Organism: Musca vetustissima
Lineage: Eukaryota; Metazoa; Arthropoda; Insecta; Diptera; Muscidae
Exons: 1
Coding region: 1-561 (186 amino acids)
Source: RefSeq, a predicted model, not a curated record
AUGCGUUUAACUGUAUUUUUAAUUGCGGUAAUUUUGGUUGUAACCGUAUCGGCAGGAGGUGGUGGAGGAGGCUUUGGCGGUGGUAACCAAUGGGCCAAUAAACAAGGUGGUUAUGGUGGUGGUGGUAGCAGAGGUGGUUAUGGUGGCGUUGGCUCCAAUAAUCCUUGGGCGAAUAAACAAAGUGGAGGUGCCUCAUAUGGUGGCGGUUUUGGCUCAAAUCCUUGGGCAAAUAAACAAGGUGGUUUUGGAAAUGGUGGAGGAGGUAGAGGCGGCUUCGCUGGUAAACAUGGUGGCUCUGGUGGUUUUGGUGGAUAUAAUGGCGGUGGUGGAGGCGGAGGAUUUGGUGGUUUUGGAGGUCAUGGUGGAUCCAGUGGAGGUUAUAGUGGUCAUGGUGGAUCCAAUGGAGGUUAUGGCGGUCAUGGUGGAAACAAUGGAGGUUUCGGAGGUCAUGGUGGUGGCAACAAUGGCGGUUUUGGUGGCAAUCAUGGUGGUUGGGGAUACAAACAGGGCGGUGGCAACCCAUGGGCCAACAAACAUGGUGGUGGCAGAGGUUCUUGGUAA